AUGAAGUUUCACGCUGUUUUAAUGUUGCAUGGUCGGUUCACUUGGCGCUAGGAGAGGUAUGGCAUUGUUUGCAUGGCGUUGAUCAAUCUGUGGUAAUCAGCGGUUCAGCGGGCUAGGCUUAGCAUUUUAUCUUUCCUCUCACUUCCACAUACUCGACGCAGGUUCAGAGAAGAUAUGGAAUUAGACGUUCAAUUUUCAUUGCUGUUGCUUUGAGUGUGUGGUGAUGGAGCGUCGUUUGAAAUUCCAAGGUUGUCAGUGGCUCUCGUUCCUGUGGGUACUCCCACAACCAGAUGAUGGUAACCAAACUAUGCUCUUUAAGUAUAUUCCGAGCCCUCUCCAGACCAGCCCAGGCGCCAACAUCGUCGCCGCCGAGGUCAACGUCUUCAUCACUAGCGACCUAAUAAUGACGUCGCAAAAUACACAUAGCAAGUUCCUGCAACUUCCAACCGAACUACGACUGUCGAUAUACUCCUACGCUCUCACCAACUCAGUGCCGGUACCGGCUACUACCGUCAGCAUCAACACCAACCAUGGCACUAUUCCUAUUCCCAAACUCUACGCACAAGAGGAUCAUCACACUCGGUACAGUCUGGAGACCCCCAAAGUUCCGAGAAUGGAGUUCAACCAGCUCCGAUACGUCAGUCACCUGCUGUGUCAAGAAACACGGGGCCUGAGCCUACGACACAGUGACCUCGUUUUCAUGAAUGAGCCGGGAACAGCAACGCCAGCACGGGAGAUAUGCGCUCGAUUUCUGGAGAUUAUGCCUGUCAGCGCGCAAGCGAGGAUCCGGCAGAUGACGCUUAUCGAGGGCAGCCGAGAGGAACCGCUGGCAAAACUUAGGAUUAGUAGAAAUCGUUGGUAUAAAAUUGGGCAGCUGCUCACGGGCGGCGAGCACCCUGUCAUCUACAGCUUCUGUCGCGCCAACCCAGCGGCGAAAGUUAUCUUGCGUUUAGACACUCGGCGCGUCAACAAACUGGGACGGGAAAUGCCGCACAUGGGCGGCAACAGAUACACCCUGUUACACGCCAGUCUGCGCCUGUUGUUGCGUGAUUCUUCAGCUGUUGAGCAAGCCGUGGAAGAGGCGAUGAAAAGCACGAACUCGAUCUCCCGGUACCACGAAAUGAUGUUGAAUAAGAUACGUAAUGGACGGUGGAGGCUUGCGACAUACAUGAUUCCGGAUAUUAGAAUGGGUCGCAAUUCUGAGGCGGUCUUUCGUGGGGCGCUGUUAGAGAAUUUCAGAGUCACGAUUUGUAGGUGGUUUCGUAAUCCGGCACCGUUUGCUGAAAUGGAGGAUGAGUGGUUUGCGGCUGUGAGGCGGGAGUUUGAGGAGGGGUGUUAGGGGGGUAUUUCCUGCACAGUAGAGCUAUAAGACGGGUUGGAGAUGCGGAGACGGAAGAAGAAGGGUCGUGUGGUUCACAACAUUGGCUACGGGCAAGAUGUAGCUUCAUU
Alternaria rosae is the source of this 1449-nucleotide messenger RNA. RefSeq lists its product as uncharacterized. NCBI's taxonomy places the organism in Eukaryota, Fungi, Ascomycota, Dothideomycetes, Pleosporales, Pleosporaceae. The transcript has 3 exons. Bases 224 to 1339 code for a protein of 371 amino acids. The record is from RefSeq and is a predicted model, not a curated record.